Megachile rotundata (alfalfa leafcutting bee) is the source of this 2923-nucleotide messenger RNA. RefSeq names its product lethal (2) giant discs 1 (gene l(2)gd1). The record is from RefSeq and is a predicted model, not a curated record. Lineage: Eukaryota; Metazoa; Arthropoda; Insecta; Hymenoptera; Megachilidae. Gene Ontology annotation, molecular function: DNA-binding transcription repressor activity, RNA polymerase II-specific.
CGAUAGAUGACGCAUACCCAGUGGUGCGGUACUGCGAUGUGCUUUAUGAUUGUGAUAUGCUUUAUCCACUUUAAUAUUCCUGAUAUUCUACUUAUAAUCAAUUGAUUUGCGACGGUACAAAUUUUUUAAAGCAAAAUGUUCUCAAAGAAAGAGAAACCAAAACGGCAAACACGGCCUGCUGGUAGUCUUGCACAGUAUGGAAUUUUCGAAGUCCCAGAAACUUUUGAUAACUUAGGCAAUGACUUCAUGGGAGAUGAUGAUAAUGAUGAUGAUUUAGAAGCUGAAUUAGCAGCUUUAACAACGGGUGAUGACAGUACUCCGAGACCUAAACAAAGAGCAGUCCGUAAACCAGUUCCUAAAGCAGAUUUAGAUGCGAUGAUAGCUGAAAGUGUAAAAGAUAUAAAUGACGAAGAUAUAUCUGAUGGAGAAGAUGAUCCAGAAUUAUUGAGUGAGCUCAAGAUGAUAACAGGUGAUGAAUCUGAUGAAAAAGCUUCUCCAGAAGUAGAAGAAAGUACAGAACAAUCUGAAUCUCAGGGAGAUAAUAAACACAAUACUAUUGUAUUCUUACAAGAGAGAUUGAAAAUGUAUCAAAUUGCUGAGAAAAAAGCUAAGCAAGAAAAUGAACCAGGAAAAGCAAGAAGAUUUGGAAGAGGAAUUAAAACACUUAAAGAACUAAUACAUAAUGCACAAGAAGAGAAAGAUAUUGAUGAAAAUGAUAUACCACCACCAUUGCCUUCAUCUGCUACAGGAAUAGUAUCACAAAGUAAUGAAUCAAAACCAGAGGACAGUCCUGCGGCUGAAACUAUUACAGAAACAGAAAACAAUACUCCCCAAGAACCUGUUCCUGCAAAAACUAUAGAUGAAGAAGCAUUACAAUUAUUAAAAAGUAGACAGCAAGAAUAUAAAGUGGCAGCAGUAGCGUGGAAGAGGGCAGGCAACAUAAAAGAGGCUCUUCAAUAUAUAAGUGUAGUAAAACAGUUUGAUAUAGUAAUUGCAGCAGUAACAGCAGGAGAUACAGUUGAUUUGUCAGAUAUGCCACCUCCUCCAAAUACCCCUGAAUCAAAUACUCCUAUUGCGUCACCUGAGAAAACAGAAAAAGUAGAAAAUGAAACCCAAGGAACAUCAUCUGCAGAACCUACUGGGGAAGCCGAAGUAAAACCAGCUACUGUAGAAAAUUUAGAACUGGCUUUGAAAGAACGACUUGAAGUGUACAGAAGAACAAAAACUGCUGCAGAGAGUGAAGGAAAUUCUUCGAAAGCUCGCAGAUAUGGCCGUAUUUGCAAGCAAUUCGAAGAUGCCCUUAAAUUACACGCUCGGGGAAAACCUGUUCCUUUGGAUGAAUUACCAACUCCACCUGGUUUUCCACCUCUUUUUGUUGCCACACAAUCUAGUACACCUGUUCCAGCAGUGGAAAAAGGUGAAGAACAACCAGAAUCAACACCACAGACAAUUCCAGAUUCUGAACCACCCGAGGAAAAAAGUAGUCCAAGCCCAAAAAGUCCGGUUUCUCCUCCAAGAGCACAAAGAGGAAAGAAGCAAAGUCAGAAAGUAACACGCGCGGACAAACAACUAGCUUUAUUGCAGCAGCGUCAACAUGAAUUAAAGCAAGCUGCUCUAAAUGCAAAAAAAGACGGAGACAUAGAAUUGGCACGCACUUAUUUACGGCAAGCGAAAGGUAUGGAUCCUUUGAUUGAAGCCAGUGUAGCUGGAUUACCAGUUGACAUGAGUUCUAUACCACUAUCACCUCGUGCAAAGAUUGAACUAAACGAUAGCAUAACUAGUUCGGGAGAUGACACUUUCGUGAUACUCAAUAAUGAAGAUGGUUUGGAGGAAGCAACAGCAACAGAUGAACAAAUUUAUGAAAAUCUUGAAUCGCAAUUAAUGAAGCAAAUUAAGUGGUGUUUAUGUACAAGAGAUCAUUCAAAAGCAUUGGGAGAUGUACCUGGAUAUAACAGAUGGGAACGACUUGCAUUGAGUUAUAAGAAAGAUUUAGAUAUGUUAAGAGUUCGGAAACGUGAUGCACUACCACCCCCACUACAUCAUUACGAAACGAAAACUUAUGCCAUAGUUCAGAGUUGUACAGACUUAAGCGAUGGUGACGUAGAAAUUUCAAUAAUAAGAGGAGUAAAUUAUUCAAAAGAAGGAGAUACAUAUGUCAUGUUUGAGUUCCCUUAUCCAUCGGAUAAUCCUCCAGCCGAUAGAACGGCUACUAUUAAAGGAACUUGCAAUCCAGAAUACCAAGCAGUUUUCCCGUUGACCGGUAUAAUAGAUCGUUCUUCAAGACAGUGUCAACGAGCUUUCAAAAGACAUGCAUUAAAAUGUCAAGUUUGGGCAAAAGGAUGCUCGCUGAAUCCGUUCCUGUGUUGCACUAAUCCAAGCGGAUUCUUCAGAAGUGAUAGUCUCUUAGGUACAGUAACGGUUAAAUUACAACCCUUGGAAAGUAAAUGCGAACUUCAUGAUUCAUUUCCGCUGAUGGACGGAAGAAAAGCAACAGGUGGGAAACUUGAGUUGAAAAUACGACUAAGAAAUCCAAUUCUCACGAAGCAGAUAGAGCAAAUUACGGACAAAUGGUUAACUAUUGAUCAUUAAUUCAGUACUAAGGAAUUGUACCUGUUUGCUUCGCCAGUAAUUGUAUUAUUGUCGCCACAGCAAUGUUGUUUCAAUCGUGAUGUGAUCAGGAAGAUACUACAUAUUUUGCUUGAUUAGAUAUUAUCGAAGUGUUCGGAGUAUUUGCGAAAUGGUGAUUUAUACGUUUUAAUAUGAACAUUCAGUCACAUGCUAUUUGCGAAAAAUAUGUACAGUAUAUAUGCACAAUUUAAUAUGUAAAUAAUGGAUCAUAUAUUGUAUAUUCUAAAACGCGUUAUAUGUUAACAGUUAAUAAUUUUAUUUUUAAUCUUAAUAUAUAAAAAGAAGAAAAAACGUA